AUGAUGAAGUUGUCCGAUAGAUCAGAAAGGCGUAGUCCGCAGCCAGUGCAGUAUCCCGGAAAUCAGGCAAGGAUUGAACUGGAAAGGCGUAUAGCUGAGAUAAGAGCAUACUUGAACGAGAACAGAGCCGUACCAGAGAGGUGCAUCCGCCAAAUUAUCGCUGAACCACGCGAGUGUACAACUGGUGCAUCGACCAUCGAGCAGUACCUGAGCCGAAGAGUGGAUAGCGAGCACCAGAAGAGUUUUACCGAAGACGACCAAGGAAAGCAGGGGAUGGCUGCAUCAUUGAAAGCGAGAAAAGGGGUCCUAACCAGACAUUCCAACACCUUGUCACAGAGCUUAUCUAAGCAUUCUACGUUGGGAAAUGCAGUGAAUUUAGAGGAUAGCGAAGCAUGCAGGGUUGCUCUAGCUGGGAUUCGAGUGGCUGAAGUAGAGAUUAGAACACUUCUGAGCACAUUCGAAAAAGCCCUUUUCGAGUUUACUGAGGCAGUGGAUGGCCUCGUAGAGCCUCCAACGAAGGAGGAAGAGGAGAAAAUCUCCGAAUACAUUUCUAACGCUGAGAGUAUGAUCGUAGAAGUCACGAACUUACUUGUAAAGUUCGAAAUUAAUAAAAAUCAGAUACUAUCUCAUAAAUUAGAAGUUUCUGGUGUAGAUCACCAAAUACAUGGUGGGAGCACAGCUGCUCGGGUAGAGCUUCCCAAAAUACCGUUGCCACAAUUCAGCGGUAAAAGUUGGCAGUGGGACAGUUUCUGGGAAUUAUUCGACGCAACCGUGCAUUCAUCACAACUGUCAGAUCUCCAGAAAUUUAACUAUCUUCUGAAAGCUUUAAAAGGUGAAGCCCGUGAGUCUAUAGCUCGGUUUCAAGUGAGCUCAGCUAAUUAUUACCUUGCGGUGGCCCAUCUGAAGGAAAGAUAUGGUAAUGUGCAGAGCAUUAUUACCAAUCUUCACAGUCAGUUGGAGCAUUGGAGCGCAAGAAGUACGCAGCUGAAAGACCAGCGCAAGCUUCACGACCAACUGUCCGCCAUUACAGCUCAACUUGUGAGCAAAGGCGAAUGUCUGGAUAGCCCUUGGCUUUUGUCGAAAAUUCUUUCAAAGUUCACAGUGGCUAUUCAGAGAAACGCACUUAAAGAAAAGGUCUCUUUGCCGCAGAAUGAAUGUUGGACAUUAACUAAACUCCUGACCACUCUUGAUAAGGUGAUAAAGCAAGAGGAGGAAAUUGAAAAGCACAUCCCUAGGAAGCAGGAAAAUACCCAGUUUCCGAAAAAAGAGAUGUUUAGACCGCAACCACAAAUGAAAAAACGUACUCCAUUCUGCUUCUAUUGCGAAAGCAAAGAGCAUUGGUCAACAAAUUGUACCAAAAUUGUCUCCCCGAGGGCACGUCUGGAGUACUUGAAAAAGGCCAACCGCUGCAUAGGUUGUGGGUCUAAGACUCACAGUUUUACAGAGUGUAAGACGAAGGGCUGUAUGCACUGUGGGAAAAAGCAUCACGCUUCUACAUGCUUCAAGGGUGAUGCACCUAGUCCGUCCUCCCCAGUGCCAAGCCCAGACCGGAAAAGAGAGCAAAAGCAAAAAUCAGCACAUGUCCGGCAGAACCUUACACUCUGUGAUGAAACAGAGUCACUAGCGGAAGAAGAAGGAACUCCUGAUCUUACGGUUAUGAGGGUUGAAGACUCAUCCUGUAAAACACAUCAAGGAGAGGUGUUCCUUCUGACAGGGUCAUUACGCGCUCUACAUCCGACAACUCAGAAGCUAGUUACGCUUCAGAUCCUAUUGGAUACGGGUGCCGACCGCAGCUUCAUCGAUACUAGAUUAGCUAAAGAGCUUCAACUCCCUAGCCACGGUGUAGUCACCAUGAAGCUUAGGACCUUUGGCGCAAAGACCGCAAAAGAGAUUCAGUGUAUCGAUACCCGUCUGAGCGUAUGGGACUCUGAAGGAGAGCAGCUCAAGCUGCGGCUGUACACCCAUGAUAACCUCAAAAGAAAUUUCACUGGAGGAAAGCUCCUAGAGGAAGAUCUACGGUACAUCCGCGAGAAAGGAAUUAAGUUGAGCACUCCAAGCACUGGGAUUCUGAAACCCCCCGAAAUUCUCAUUGGAUGCGACCAGCUUUGGAACUUUAUAAAAUUCGGAGCACCUCACUUCACAAUGCCAUCCGGACUUAUACUGGUACCCACACGAAUUGGGUACAUGGUUUCCGGAGAGCGCAUUCAGAGUCGUGAGAAUGACGAACUACACUUACAUUCGUCUGUGCAUUCCAUAGAAUCUCAGGGAGAUGGUGACCCCUGGGAAAGCCAUUGGAGCAUCCAAACUCAAGGGAAAAGGGGACCAUACGUCACAAAUCGAGUACGAGAAGUGCGUGGCAUCGUGCAAUCACUAGUGGACAUGGGAGUUGAAAUGGAAUUUGGCUAUAUUGACACGAAAUGGAACCCAGCAGAUAUUGGAACACGGGGAGCAUCUACUCAGGAACUAUCGUCUCAUUUGUGGUGGGAAGGAUAUCCACUGGAAAACAUUACCAAUAACGGAUUCGUGUCUGGCAUUUUUAGCCUUCCGAACGAGAAAGACGAGGAAGAACAAGCAGAUGAUCCGUUGCUUCCAGUGCAAAUAAACGCCACGAAGACAGAUCAGUUCCCAGAUACAGGACAUUCUCGAUUUGGUGAAAUACAACAAAUUCUGGCGUAUGUACUGCGAUUUUUGAAAGGGAUCGCCUCUCACGUACAGGAUCCACUUCGUGAAAAAAUACGGCGUGUACUACCAUGCAUUGACACACCUAACGAAGGACAACGUCUUACAGCAUCAGACAUCAGAGAUGCUCACGAUGUCAUGAUCAGAAACCAUCAAGCAGUGCACCUAGGUUCGCAGUACAGAAGGGAGCUAUCUAAGACCAUCAAUAUAAAAGAAGAUGAAAAGCACUUGAUGAGAGCUUAUGGC
Ostertagia ostertagi is the source of this 2925-nucleotide messenger RNA. The record is from the annotation of a GenBank genome assembly. NCBI's taxonomy places the organism in Eukaryota, Metazoa, Nematoda, Chromadorea, Rhabditida, Trichostrongylidae.